GUACGUUCCGCCUGUCCUGGAAGUCCAGAGGGAAAAGAACAGCCCUUGGUAUUGUUUGCUCCAUGUCAGAAGUAUUUGCAGUCAGCCGCUUCUCCUCAAUACACCACUCAUGGCGGUUUGCGUCAAACAAGACGCUUGCAUGCGGUGAAUCAGGCACAAUCUUUAGAACCGAACAACGCAUCGAAGGAUCGUUUCAGUGCUAUUGCACGACAGACCUUCCUUGAGGCGGUUACUGGCUAUUUUAGGCGUGCGUAGGACAAGAGGCUAUUCUGUGGCCCCUUGGACGUUCGAAGAUAUAGCACAUAAACAAUCGCGGACUGCAUACACAUAAGUGACAGGUUCGUCCCAACUUCGAUCCAGUACUUUCAACAGCACUUAUUCGCGAAUCGAUUUUAGGUUGCCACUGCUCUCUUACACAGAACAAAUCUGACCAUUCAGCAAUAACCUCGUUCCUUUAAUAAAUACUUGAAAAUGACCACUCCCAUUGAUGCCCACUCUCGCCAGUAUUCCCAUGUCAACGGCUCAAUCAAUGAUCUUCUGGAGAGGUUCGCGGUUUCGGAGCUCUGCAAGGGCUGGCCGGUGUACCGAGACUCUUCCGAGUGGAAGAACUAUCGCGACGUCUUCGCCAAAGACGCCACUGUCUGGACCACAUGGAGCAAGGGCCGCUCCGUCGAUGACUUCAUCGCCGUGUCCAAGCAGGGCAAGGAGAGGGGCGACUUCAUCAUGCACCGCGAAUGCGGGACGCUUGUCGAGUACUCGGCGGAGCACGGCCGGGCCGUGGGCAAGAUGAAGGCCACGAUCACGCAGCGCUUCAAGGUGGCGACAGCGGAGCUCGCGAGCACGGCGUGCCCGCUCGGGACCGAGUUCGACGUCGACUGCGACGCCCGCUUCAUCUUCUUCUGCCUCCGGGACCCCGGGGCGGGCGGGGCGUGGAAGGCCAGGUACGUCAAGCUGUUCUACGAGAAGGACAAGAUCGUCCCCGUCGACGGCGUCCACGCCCCCGUCUUCCCCAGGGAGCUGCUGGACUCCUUCCCGGCCGGCUACAGCUACCUAGGGGCUGCUCAGAAGACCCUGGGAUACCCGGUCACACCGAACCUGCCGACGCCUGGUGACCUCGACUCCUGGUUCGGCAUGUACAACAAGAUGGAACAGUGGUUGGCUGGGGAAGAGAUUGACCUGAAGGUUGGUGACGACAAUUUCUUGGAAACGGAGUCUGGAGAGAACACGCCAGUCAAGGAUAGCAUCAAAGGGCCUUUGCCGUCCGAGACUGGCGGAAAGAACAGCAUCAGCUUUGCAAAACAUGGCGAAAAGGCCGCUGUGACGGUCAGUGCUUAG
Messenger RNA from Truncatella angustata, 1335 nucleotides. RefSeq lists its product as uncharacterized. The transcript has 3 exons. NCBI's taxonomy places the organism in Eukaryota, Fungi, Ascomycota, Sordariomycetes, Amphisphaeriales, Sporocadaceae. The record is from RefSeq and is a predicted model, not a curated record. Bases 472 to 1335 code for a protein of 287 amino acids.